AUGGCGACAGUUGUGGUACAGCAGCAACAGACCCUGCGACAUUCGACCCCUCCUCCGUCGGGAUUGUCCCCCGCAUUGAGUCUGAACAGGACCUCGUCGCCCAUCCCGAAUAAGCAUUUGCCCGUUUGCCCUACGGGGCCAUCCCCUAUCUCGCCUCAUGCACCAUCUCCAGCGACGAGAGACACCAGCAGUGAUCAGACCUCUUCGCUGCUCUACCCACCCGACGCAUUCCGACGGGUGCCCUCAACGUCGUUCUACUCGAUUGACCUCAAAUCUUUCACUGCUGCUCUGGCCUACUGGGCAGCGCAGCCCCUGCCGGAUCCGUCUCAGGUCUUUCCAUGGCUUCACGGACUUAACCCGGAGAACCAUCUGCAGGUGGGGUUCUUCACAAAUCGAAGGCGCUCUCUUCGUCGGACUCCGAAAUGCUGGCGGGGCAUUACCAUAAUCAAAGUCGGCGGCGAUCUGACCAGAGCAAGGAUAAAAGGCGCAGUGUCUCCCGAGGAGGUCCUUGCGCCAUCGGGCGUGGAAUUCAUUCCAGUUGACCCGCGAGAAGGGUUCUCAGUGCGCAACUUCCAGAUACAGACCGCGAAGCUGGCACCGUUGUCUGACAUUAUCGUAUAUGGCGAGGAUGGUGUAACUCAACGGCAGGUUUUGGAUAUUGCUGGAAGAAUGGCACUAGCGCAGUACACCUGGAGGAUAAAGAACGACCCAGACCAGAGCAUGCCUACUUACAAUACCUUCGUCCUUGCCUCUCCCUUUUCAGAGGUUGAAAGGAGAUAUCCGGAGCUGGUGGCCAUUAACUCCAACGGGCAGCUGACGGGCCAGGUUGUCGAUUUCUUUCAAUGGGAACGGCUGGAGAUGUGUGAGAUGUCCCAAGCAUCCGAGAUCUCAUCGAAUGUCUGGUUAGGCCCGACGCCUGACCAUUUAUUGCGUCCUGGGUCUUGCGGGCCCGCACCUACCGAUAAUUACGAUCUUUUAAUCGAGGCUAGCGAGCUCGCGAACAUCCCCGGUCCACGUUUUCUGGCAAAUAUCAACAGGCAGCUCGAUGACGGUCCGCAAAAGCUUGAAUUCCCUUCAUCCGGCGCAAUUCUUCUGCCGUCGGGCGAGACCAGAGAGAUUGAUGAUCUAGUUAACACGGUCCGCUGGAUGUACUACACAGCCAACCCUGAUGAGCCAGAUCACAAGGCCGAUGCUGAUGGAGAUAUCUCCAUGACCCCUGUGAAUAAGAAGGCCCGCAAGAUCCUGAUCCACUGUCCCGAUGGAUACACCGAGAGCUCCUUGCUGGCGAUCGCAUAUGUGAUGUUCGCGGAGGGGAUUACCGCUCCUAAUGCCUGGCUUAGGCUUCAUUGCGAGAAGAAGCGGAACUUCUUCGCUUACCCAUCCGACAUCCAGUUAAUGAGCACCGUGCAAGGGAGACUACUACAGGAAAGCCCCGCGACGCGAUCACAUAAAAUAAAGAGUCUCCCUGAUCCUGCUUGGUUCGGGUAUUGCGACGGUUCUCUCCCAAGCCGGAUCCUGCCUUACAUGUAUUUGGGCAAUCUAUCCCACGCCAACAACCCCGAAAUGCUCUGUGCUUUGGGUAUCAAGCGGAUCCUCAGCAUAGGCGAAACUGUGGCGUGGAGCAGCGCUGAGGCCAAGAUGGAUCCUAAGAAUGUCAUGCACAUAACUCAGGUCCAAGACAAUGGCAUCGACCCCUUGACUCAGGAAUUCGAUCGCUGCCUGGAAUUCAUCCGACAAGGAAAAUCCGACGGGAUGGCUACAUUAGUCCAUUGUAGAGUGGGCGUCUCACGCUCAGCGACUAUCUGCAUCGCCGAAGUCAUGGCAUCUAUGGGUCUUUCUUUCCCCAGAGCAUACUGCUUUGUUCGGGCAAGAAGGCUCAACGUUAUCAUCCAACCCCACCUUCGAUUUGUAUAUGAGCUACUUAAAUGGGAGGAAUUACAAUUACAAAAGCGGAACAAGCCCGCAAGGAGAGAAUUAGAGUGGGCCACUGUGGCUCGCGAGAUCGCAUUGAUGAACAAACCAUAUUCCAGGUAG
Molecule: messenger RNA, 2034 nt
Organism: Aspergillus heteromorphus CBS 117.55
Lineage: Eukaryota; Fungi; Ascomycota; Eurotiomycetes; Eurotiales; Aspergillaceae
Gene: pps1
Product: tyrosine/serine/threonine protein phosphatase PPS1
Exons: 6
Coding region: 1-2034 (677 amino acids)
Biological process (GO): protein dephosphorylation; nuclear DNA replication
Molecular function (GO): protein tyrosine/serine/threonine phosphatase activity
Source: RefSeq, a predicted model, not a curated record